Molecule: messenger RNA, 1349 nt
Organism: Juglans microcarpa x Juglans regia
Lineage: Eukaryota; Viridiplantae; Streptophyta; Magnoliopsida; Fagales; Juglandaceae
Product: CBBY-like protein
Exons: 8
Coding region: 79-1035 (318 amino acids)
Molecular function (GO): hydrolase activity
Source: RefSeq, a predicted model, not a curated record
CUCCACGGUGGAUAAGUCUGGGACACGAAGCCGUUAAAGGACACCCUCGUUAGUCGUUACUCUCCUCAAGUUCCUCUGAUGGCGUCGACGGCUCUCUCUCUUUCCUUGGCUACAUUUUCUUCGCCAACAGCUUUGUUCUCUAACACGAAGACCUUCAUUGCUGGCCUCAAGUCCCAUGAAAGAACGUUAUCGUCUUCAUUUUUGGCAACCAGAACGAGUUUCUGUCAAACAUUGAGAAGCAGGCCCAUGAGCUUGAGAAAAGGUUCUAGGGGCGUUACUUGCUCGGCUCCUUCAGCUCUUCCAUCGGCUCUUCUUUUUGACUGCGAUGGCGUGCUCGUCGAUACAGAGAAGGACGGGCAUCGUAUCUCUUUCAAUGACACUUUCAAAGAAAGAGAAUUGGGUGUUAUCUGGGAUGUAGACUUGUACGGGGAGUUGCUGAAGAUUGGGGGAGGAAAAGAAAGGAUGACAGCCUACUUUAACAAGACAGGUUGGCCGGAAAAAUCUCCAAAGGGUGAAGAAGAAAGAAAGGAGUUCAUAGCUUCACUUCACAAGAGAAAGACAGAGCUGUUCAUGGCCCUUAUUGAGAAAAAACUGCUCCCUCUUCGGCCGGGUGUUGAAAAGCUGAUUGAUCAAGCUUUACAAAAAGGAGUCAAAGUUGCCGUGUGCAGCACUUCAAAUGAGAAGGCGGUCUCUGCAAUAGUAUCAUGUUUGUUGGGACCUGAGCGGGCAGAAAAAAUCAAGAUAUUUGCAGGAGAUGUGGUUCCCCGCAAAAAGCCUGAUCCAGCCAUCUAUGUAUUAGCAGCCAGCACUCUGGGUGUUGAUCCUUCAAGCUGUGUUGUGGUAGAGGACAGUGCCAUUGGCCUUGCAGCAGCCAAAGCCGCUGGAAUGAAGUGUAUCGUUACCAAGAGCGGUUACACAGCCGAUGAAGACUUUUUAAAUGCAGAUGCAGUCUUUGACUGCAUUGGAGAUCCUCCAGAGGAGCGGUUUGACUUGUCAUUCUGUGGAAGCCUUCUUGAGAAGCAAUACGUUAGCUAGGUCAUGUAAGGAGUUGUUUAACCCUGCUCAUAUUAUUCUUCAAUGCUUAUUGGCUCUAAGUAGGCCAUAUCUAUUGUUUUGAAUAUCUUUUAAAAGUUAGCACAAAAAGGCCUUGCAUUACCAAUAAGACUUUUAGUGCUAUAAUCUAUGAAAUACUAUUUGUAUGCUGAAUUUAGAUUGCUUUUAAGCUAGUCUCAUAAGAUGUACAGAUUUAUGAUGGCAGUAUGCCCAUGGACAGCUGGCUUGCAUUCAAGUGGACAAGUAAUCCGGUUUAAGAACAUAUAUUAAAAGGUCAGAUGAUGUAGUUGGCUCCA